AUGGUUCUCGAGAACUCAUCUUCUAAAGAGGUAAACGAAUCAUUCGACUCAAUUCCUACAUCCGACAGCGAUCCUUAUGCGUCUUCAGAACAAGGUCAAGGUGAAGGCCAAGGUACGGGUAUAGAGAUGUACAGAAUCCAAACCAGUACAUUACCUAAACCUUUACCGAUAUUCGGUCCUCUAUUCGGUUUCAAUGAUACCUUUCUAAGCAAGAUCGUCAAUGCCCGGGUCCAGAAUGCAAUCAAAGUUACAAACCGGCCUCUAAGACAUGAAGAAAUCGACGCCCUUGCAUAUCACACGGCGAAAAUCAUCAGAAUUAAUUCAUUCGCUCCUGUUGCAGGAUUAUCUGCGGGAAUCUACAGAGCAACUCAAACUGCCGCCACUUUCCGAUUUCCAUUCUAUCAACCAAACCUUGAAACGUUCAAUUCAAGUGUAUUCCCACAUCCGCGAAUGCCUUACAUCAGGGGAUUUCCGGCAAUCAUUGCCUGGCAUACAUUUAGAGGUUUAUGUUAUUGUUAUGUAGGACAAACGGUAUCAAAAUUGCUAAUUGGAGCAUAUGCGGCUAGUGUAGGGGCAGUAGGACAAAUGGGUGAUAAACGAUUAAAAGAUAUUGUAAAAGCUACUACGGAAGAAGUUGCCAGAACUCAAAAGAAUCUACCUAGUCCAGCAGGAAUCCCAAGACCACGAAUGAAGCCGGGACAAGGACAAGGACAAUCACAAAGUGGAAAUACUCAGGAUUAUGAUGAUGCUAGUCCAACGGGUGGCGAUUGGUAUGGAGAUGAUACACCGGGAUCUGCACAAUCAACCCCUCAGACUUUUCCGCCCAUGAAACCACAAAGUAGACAAUUCCCCAAACAAGCUUCAGCACAAGCACCAGCCAACGCACCAGCACAAGAAGAAGAAAGGCCAUUCGAUUUAUUCGAUGACGCAUCACCUACCAGUGGACAAGAAAUGGAUACCAAUACAAGCACAUCUCAAACUUCCAAAGCAACCUCAGGUUCAGCAUGGGAACGAAUUCGUCGUGGUGAAAAACUUGGUUCUAAUAUCAAUACACCUACACAAUCUCGACAAUCUGGUGGGACUAAAAAUACACCUAAAGCUUCUGAAAUAGCAAGUACAGAUAGUUUUACAUUUUCCAAAACAGAAGAAGAGAGAAAUUUGGCGCAAUUGGAGGCGCAGAAGGAAUUUGAUGCGAGAGUUGAGAAGGAGAGAAGGGGUGGGGAUUUUAGUAGUGCUGGAGAUCAGAAGAAAUGGUGA
Sclerotinia sclerotiorum 1980 UF-70 is the source of this 1257-nucleotide messenger RNA. RefSeq lists its product as hypothetical. The record is from RefSeq and is a predicted model, not a curated record. Lineage: Eukaryota; Fungi; Ascomycota; Leotiomycetes; Helotiales; Sclerotiniaceae. The transcript has a single exon. The coding region runs from base 1 to 1257 and encodes 418 amino acids.